Pelagomonas calceolata is the source of this 543-nucleotide messenger RNA. NCBI's taxonomy places the organism in Eukaryota, Pelagophyceae, Pelagomonadales, Pelagomonadaceae. The record is from the annotation of a GenBank genome assembly.
GCAAGCCUGGCACACGCCGCUCUCGUGUCGUAUACGUAUCGUCCGCAGCUAGAUCGUAGUAGCUGUUGAAACGAGUCAUCAUUUCGAACACUUGUGACAGGCACGACCGCCAAAAUUGCAAGGCUGCUACGAUAAUACACUCAUCAGCACAAAGAGGCUGCAGCCAUGUGGCACAAUGUCAUGCGCGCAUUGCUGCCGUUAUUUAUUGUAACCCACGCGCUGCUGCCGCCGCGCGCACACAUGCGACGAGUAGUCGCGCCCAGCGCGAAUCCGUUCGAUGAAAUACUAGACGCCCUCGACUCGAUGGUCGGCGUGAGCCCGCUCUCCGAAGCCGACAUGAAGAGCGGUCUGACGAGCGAGGAGCUCGCGGCCCGCGCCGCGGCGAAGGCGGAGGACGCGCCGCCCGCCGACGCGCUCGAGAAGCCGUCCGUGUCGAUCUUCUUCGCGCUCCUCGGGCUGUUCCCCGUGGCGAUCAUGGUCGCGGGUCUGGCGAACGGCGCGAAGCCGUUCGGCCUCUAGUGGGUAAUGUAGGUUGUCACAGUA